Messenger RNA from Sinocyclocheilus rhinocerous, 972 nucleotides. Its product is annotated as sal-like protein 1. Lineage: Eukaryota; Metazoa; Chordata; Actinopteri; Cypriniformes; Cyprinidae. Gene Ontology annotation, molecular function: DNA-binding transcription factor activity, RNA polymerase II-specific; RNA polymerase II cis-regulatory region sequence-specific DNA binding. The annotation marks the transcript as partial. Gene Ontology annotation, cellular component: nucleus. The record is from RefSeq and is a predicted model, not a curated record. The transcript has a single exon. Gene Ontology annotation, biological process: regulation of transcription by RNA polymerase II.
CACAAAGAAAAAUACCCACACAUUAAGAUGAAUCCACAUCCUGUACCAGAACACCUGGACAACAUGCCGACAAACAAUGGCAUCCCUUAUGGCAUGUCUGUGCCCAUAGAUGAGAACAAUUUUGAUGACACCAACCCAGUGCUGGGGCUUCCCUCGACAGGUCUCCAUCCACCAAUGCUCCAAGGAUUCAAGCCUUCAUAUGAUGUUCCAGUAGGUGGGGACCUCUACUCCCAGAGGCCUUCUUCAUCUGGCAGCGACGGUGCAUCCAUUUCUUCUGGCAUGUUCGGUCAGGAGAUGGCGGGACUGGAUCAAAGCAAAGAUUCCUCUGAUGCGCUGGCUGGAUUGCACCACAUAAACGGUAACAGUCUACUUGGCGAAAAUGGCUCUGGUACUGCGAAACUUCAGCAGAUGGUGGAUGGCUUGGAGACAAAGACAAAUGACCCUAAUGAAUGUGUUAUUUGCCAUAGAGUGCUGAGCUGCCAAAGUUCCCUCAAAAUGCAUUACCGCACACACACCGGUGAGCGACCGUAUAAAUGCAAAAUUUGUGGCAGGGCUUUCUCCACCAAGGGCAACCUUAAAGCUCAUUAUGGCGUUCACAGGGCCAACACUCCCCUUAAGAUGCAACACUCGUGCCCGAUUUGUCAUAAGAAGUAUACCAAUGCCGUCGUCCUCCAGCAGCAUAUUCGUAUGCACAUGGGCGGCCAGAUUCCCAACACCCCUCUGCCAGAGAAUCAGCUUGAAAGUCCUGAAGCACUGGAUGCUAGCAUGGCUGAGGAUAAGAACAUUGACUCCACUGGCCAUGAAGAGAGUAUGGAAGAGCAAGACUUGGAUUUGGACAAUCAAGAGAAGCUGAACAACUCUACAGAGCCCCAGCCUGGCGCCAAAGAAGAUCAGACUUUCCAAGGUCCACCUUCUAUGUUUACAGGCAUCGCCGCCCUGGAGAACCACAUGAAGAGCCUCACCUCUGCACUG